AUGGCAAGCGAGGCAAGCGAGGUGGGAGAGGCCGCGGGCCGGCCCACGGAUGAGGCUAUCAUGCGGCAGAUGGAGGAUAUCAAACAGGAGGCGGCGCAGCAUCCGCUCAUGGGUGAGCGCACGGGAAUCGACGUCUUGUUGGCAGAGUACCCGGACCCGCUCUUUCACACCAAGCUUGAGACGCUACAGCGUCGCCAGGCUAGUUUUCGACGCACUCGCGGCGAUGGGUUUUUGCUGAGGCUACGGGAGACGUAUGAAAUGGCAUUGGCAGCCGGAUGUCCGGAAUUCACCACAGAAGACUUUUACGAAACGGUGGCCGACAUGGUGACGGAUCUCAAAGCGGACGAGGCGUCCCUGACCACGCUGUUGGCGGCCGUCAACGAUGAAGGCCUAUCCAACUACUUGGUGGCUUACAUGCGGAUCAUCACCAGUGCCUACAUGCAGCUCAACGCUGACUACUUCCAGCCCUUUAUCGAGGGUGGUCUCACGGUGAAAGAGUACUGCAGCAUCAGCGUCGACCCGUUUGGUGUCGAAAGCGAGCAUUUGCAAGCCCAAGCCUUGAUCUCGGCGUUGCGCCUGGGUUGCCGAAUCACGUACAUUGAUCGAUCACCGGGCGCCGAGCCUCCGUGCCAUGUGCUUGAGGGUCCCGAUGGAUCAGGCCAGCCCGUCUGCCAUCUGAUGUUUCGACCGGGCCACUAUGACGUCCUCUACCUGCCCACUGCAGCUCCCUAG
This is a messenger RNA of Monosiga brevicollis MX1, 732 nucleotides long. RefSeq lists its product as uncharacterized. Gene Ontology annotation, cellular component: nucleus. Bases 1 to 732 code for a protein of 243 amino acids. Gene Ontology annotation, biological process: protein K48-linked deubiquitination. Lineage: Eukaryota; Choanoflagellata; Craspedida; Salpingoecidae. The record is from RefSeq and is a predicted model, not a curated record. The transcript has 7 exons. Gene Ontology annotation, molecular function: cysteine-type deubiquitinase activity; ubiquitin binding.